This is a messenger RNA of Cetraspora pellucida, 432 nucleotides long. Lineage: Eukaryota; Fungi; Glomeromycota; Glomeromycetes; Diversisporales; Gigasporaceae. The record is from the annotation of a GenBank genome assembly.
GGGCUAUGAAUACUCAGUAUUGUUUUGCACAUAAGUCAAUUCCUUAUAAAUUAGUAUUCGGACAGCUUCCCCACUACGAUACUAAUUUAGUUGAUAUAUUUGAAAGUGAGGAGUCAUUAAACAACCAAACUCUAAUAUCUGAAGGCUCCCAAUCAACUAUAGUUUCUGAAAUUAGCAGUGAUACAGUUUCAGAAUCAGAAUUUUCUAGUACUAUAGAACAAGUUCAAGAAAAUUGUAGCAACAUUGACAGUGCAGAUAAAAUAUGUAGUGAUAAUGAUGGUGCACAAGAUAUUGAUGAUGAUAGUGCACAAGAACUUUAUAACGAUUUAUUAUCAUUAUAUUGUUCUGAAAUUGAAGAGGAUUCUAAAAAUACACCAGUUCACGAAAUUGCUGAAAUUAUUAAUUCAGAUGAUGAUUUCGAAGUUGGAGAGU